UUUUGCAUUUCAAACGUUGUGUCGCUGAUCCUUCGUACAUCUUGUAAACAGCAAAAUAUCAAUGCAAUUCUUUCAGUUUGUUUAGUGUUCUUGGAGUGAAAUGUAAUGUUUGUAAAUUUGUGUUCUCGUUUUGGAUCCUGUGUGAUUUUUAUCUCAUGUUUAUGGUAUAAUUCUUUUUGCUAUGGUCGCAUAAAGUGUUCAAAUAAUUUUUCACGAAAUUUUAACGUUAUUUCCCUCGUUCCAAGUACUCGAUUUAUCAAGAAAUCUCUAUCAAGUGAAAAACUAUCAAUUAAAUCGCCGCCAAAUGUAAAACGCCGACUAGAGAGCACUGAAAGCAAUUUCAAUGACCAACAAUUAUGUCCGUCACUGGGAUAGAGUAGAAGAGUACAAUUGCUACGCUGGAAUGAGUUUUGAAUUGAUGUAUUGGUCGCGGAUGAAAUAACCAAUAAUUUCUUUAGUUAGAUAGACAUUAACGUAGCUUAAAGAUUUUUUUCGUUGAUUCAAGUAGAAGUCGACUCGUAAACUCCUUUUUCAAUGCUUCUUCAGCCUCGGAGUUUCAGUUAUUUUAUAAUAUAUAUCCCAUUCGUAGUUUACUGUCGUUAAAACGUUUUUUAAAUUAUGCUUACGGCUGUGAUGUAACUAUUCACGACUAUGUUAAUAUUUUUUGUAUUUAUGUUAUGAGAAAUAUUUUCUAAGAUAAAAGAAAUUGUUUUUCAACAUAAUAUGUAUUUUUGAGUUUUUUCUAUAAUUUGCUAUUUUUCUAACAUCAAUUGAUUAUAAUAUUUAAAAUAUGCUAAUUAAAACUUAAAAUAUAUUUUGUGAUUGAAUCGAGAUAAAUAAUGAGAUUUAUCGUAUUUUUAUAAAUAAAAAAAUAAUGAUUUCAUUUUCAUAGCAAUACUUUUUGGAAAAAAUAACUCGAAAAGAUUUAAGGUGAAUAAGUUUUUUUGCAGUCUUUGCAGUGGUCCUUGCGUUCAUGGUUCGGAAAUGUUUUUAUGCUUUACACUCAGUGAAAGUUCUUGAUGCAACAAGUGAAUAGCUUCAAGUGCAGGCUGAAGGCUAACCAAUUUUUUUGUUUGUAUUAAAGAUAUCCUUCGAAAAUCUUCGCGAAUAUUAUUGAAAAAGUUCAAGUGGAAAAUAACUGCAGUUUUCAAGCUUUCAGAUUAUAUGUAUUGUUUUAACAAAAAUAAUUUGUAUUUUGAUCGUUCCGUAACCUAAAUACCGAGAAAACAUGUAGAAAGAAAACGAAAAGAAAUGAAACAACGUUUGCGAAAUUCGAGUAUCUAGUUGGUAUAUGUGGCAAGUUGAAGGUGAAGAGUUCACUUUCUGGUUUUACUACAAUUUCACAAACAGCCAGUCGGUGAACUGUAAUUUUCACAACAUACUUGUCUACAUAAAGAUUGAGAAAGAUAAAAUUACAUCGUAACUCCAAAACCACAAAAACUUUUGUUUCUUACUAUAAGUAGAAAGAGUUUCACGAAAAAAUGAUAUUUUUGGAUAAAAAAUAUUUUGUAAACUUUCGUGAAAGCGGGAAACUUGAAAUUUCAUUUGUAUCAACUUAUAUUCAUGACGUAUUAUUCGUUUUAAAAAAUAUCACGUUCAUUCCAGAAUUGGCUUACUUAUCUUCCUUUAAAAUUUCAGUUUUGAAAAAGCAAUCCAAUAAACAAAGCAAAAAUGUCAGUGAACCAGGAUGCACUAAUAACAGCCACCGAGCAGUUAUCAUUAAAGGAUAAGCUGAAACACGCACCUAAGUUUUAUAUUGGUAAAAUCGAAUUCAAAUUCGAUCCUGACGAACUUAGUUCUGAAAUGCAAGCGAGGGCUGCCAAAGAAUUACGCGAAACACCUGAAAAUAUCGAAGAAGCGCUUAAAAUUUUGCGCGAACAUAUCAAAGGCGAACCAGACUUAAAAGUACCUACUGACCAAGAACAUCUGCAAAAGUUCCUUCGGCCAUGCAAAUGGUACCCAGACAGUGCCUUCGAGCUGAUGAAACGCUUUUACAAAUAUCGUGCAAAUCAUCCACGCUAUUGCGCCAACUUGCAACCUAGCAAUGAACAUGCAGUUCUAAUGUCUGGAACUCUUACGCCUUUCCCUAAACGUUGUGAUGAUGGUGUCCGCGUUAUCCUCAUUGAAGGUGGACGGAAAUGGAAACCCAAGGAACUUUCACUGGAUCAAAUGUUCCGUGGUGUCAUUCUGUUCCUUGAAGCAGCUAUGGCUGAACCUAUAUCGCAGGUGGCUGGAGUACGAGUUCUCAUUGACAUGGAUGGUUUGACAUUGACACACGUAACUUACUUUACUCCAAGCUUCGCUGCAGCAGUGGUUGACUUUGUACAGAGGUGUUUGCCUUGCCGCCUUAAAGGCGUCCAUAUUAUCAAUCAACCUUUCAUCUUCAAUAUGGUUUUCGCCUUCUUCAAACCUUUCUUACAGGAAAAACUCAGGAAAAGGAUACAUUUCCACGGUACUGAUAGGAAUUCAUUGAAGAAAUUCAUUGAUGCCGCGUGCUUGCCCGAGAGGUAUGGCGGAGAAUUGGAAUUCCCUAAUGAACCCUUGGGCGAGCCUUUCAUCAAGUUCUUGUCAACGUUUGAAGAUGAUUUUAAUGUGUCAACAAAACAUGGCUACAUCAACAAGUCGUAAAGAAGAUCUUUUGAUUUACGUAUUUCCAUCGGUUCAUUGAAGUGUUAAAGUGUAUUUACUUCUACAUAAUGUUUUCAUCUAAAUUGUAAUUGAAAUUGUUGAUCAAAAUGUUAUUAUCGGUGCUCGUGAUUGUAUCUUAUAACAGCGAGAAUUAUUGCCUGUGUAACAUAUGACUUAUUACAUUUUAUACUGUAAACUUCGUAAGUUUCAUUUAGGAAUAAUUGAAUAACAUACUUGCCAACUUAAUAAUUUCCUACUUUACACACGCAUAACCCCUUCACGUUAUGAGAUAUAAUCUCGAAAUAGUAUAAGGAAUUUGUUCAACAAUAAUUGCUAACAGCUCAGCUUACGUGUUUAUAGUCACUCUCGAGCUGUAGAAACUUACUCCAGUUGCGAUAUUACUAUAUUAGUAAUUUUACGGCAAUUUUUACAUAAAUGCUAUUAAAUGAUAUCUAUACAAUCAGAAUGAAUGAAAGAAUUUGAUUGCUUGAACGAAACAUAGAUGUUUGGUAUUUACGAUUAGUCAUUACUUUUUCAUUAAAUAUACGCUGCAUUCAACGUUUACCAUUUGAUUUAACUGUUAUAUUUUAUAAUAUAUGUACUUUUUUGACGGAAAGACACUUUAUGUUAUGAAAAGAGCAUUUAUCUGGAUUCAGUUUUUAAACAAAUUUAUACAUGUAUUUGUCCUAGAAUACAUUUUUUUGUAUUUUUGAAUAACAAAAAAUAAAAAUUCUUUUA
This is a messenger RNA of Phymastichus coffea, 3366 nucleotides long. RefSeq names its product alpha-tocopherol transfer protein-like. The record is from RefSeq and is a predicted model, not a curated record. The coding region runs from base 1672 to 2628 and encodes 318 amino acids. Lineage: Eukaryota; Metazoa; Arthropoda; Insecta; Hymenoptera; Eulophidae. Gene Ontology annotation, cellular component: membrane. The transcript has 6 exons. Gene Ontology annotation, molecular function: phosphatidylinositol bisphosphate binding.